CAGACAUUAAUAUCCUACUCUGUUUUAUAUCACCUCCUGUUCUUUUCCUACAGGACAAAUAUCUUCAAGAAUGAGAAUCCCAGUGUUUCUGCUGUUUUUGGUGUUCACCAUGUGUUCAAUUCAGCUAGUUCCUGCUAUGCCUG
Messenger RNA from Danio rerio (zebrafish), 143 nucleotides. RefSeq names its product chemokine (C-C motif) ligand 39, duplicate 2 (gene ccl39.2). The record is from RefSeq and is marked validated. Gene Ontology annotation, molecular function: chemokine activity. Gene Ontology annotation, cellular component: extracellular region. Lineage: Eukaryota; Metazoa; Chordata; Actinopteri; Cypriniformes; Danionidae. Gene Ontology annotation, biological process: cell chemotaxis; positive chemotaxis; immune response.